GACUCCGUCCCGAAUCGGAUUUUAACCUGUUGGUGUUGGGUUUGCUUCGGUUGCGGCGCGCUUAUGGCUUCAUCAGCACCGACGGGCUCGGCGGCGCCGGACUCCCGAAUUCCUAGGAAGUCGUUAGGGUUCAUAGCAAACGCAAAGAAGAACAAGCAUAGCUUCAUUCAAUUCUUCGCUGUGACUGGUAUUUUUCUUCUGAGUAUCAGAUCCUUGGGCCAAAAAUACCGCAUUCACGACCUUCAAGAGGACACCGCCGCUCUCAAACAGGAGCAAGAGUCCCUCGCCGAUCGGAUGAACAACAUAAAACGUAGUCUUCUCCACGAGGCCUCUCUCGAGCCCACUGGAGCAUUCGCCUCCCGCCUCCGCCUCCUCUUCAGCGACGACGAUUAGGUUAUACUGUCAUAGUCAAUCCAUUUCUGAGUGAGUUCUUGUUACCUUAAGUUUAUUAGGGAUUUUAUGCUUUGUGCCCAUUGAAUUAAUAACCAUUUCAUCCCUUCAGAACUUGCUUGAUAGUGAUUUUUGGUAUGGAUAUGAAUGUCACCCUAUUGAGGCUUUUGCUUUCUGAUAUAAUGAAUUCAGGAUUAGUUAUGUUUUUGCUUUGAAAUUGAGAUUAAAUUCAAUUUCUUCCUCGCAGAACAAAGCAUUUCGUGAUCU
Messenger RNA from Rubroshorea leprosula, 657 nucleotides. The record is from the annotation of a GenBank genome assembly. NCBI's taxonomy places the organism in Eukaryota, Viridiplantae, Streptophyta, Magnoliopsida, Malvales, Dipterocarpaceae.